Messenger RNA from Protomyces lactucae-debilis, 1987 nucleotides. RefSeq lists its product as uncharacterized. The transcript is spliced from 2 exons. Gene Ontology annotation, cellular component: nucleus. Bases 107 to 1918 code for a protein of 603 amino acids. NCBI's taxonomy places the organism in Eukaryota, Fungi, Ascomycota, Taphrinomycetes, Taphrinales, Protomycetaceae. The record is from RefSeq and is a predicted model, not a curated record.
GACUACUCCUCAAGCUCAAACACUCAAUCUGCUGCUGCUCUAUCUGCUACGAUGCUCUGUACUCUGCUCUGAUUUGCUUGAAUUGCUCUAUACUAUAGCUACUGCCAUGGACAGGGACAAGCAGAAGCGCGCCUUAGCUACAGGCGAACUCAAGUCCAAAAGGAACAAACACAGGAGCACGCCAGACAAGCAGCGCUCAGAUAGGCUCAAGCAGGCGAAACUCACAACGCUCGAGUCGCCCAUCAAGUCUGUUGCCCAAAGUGUCAAUGACAGGCGGAAGCCUUCAGGUGACAAAGGAGCCAAAAGACCAGAGGCUAGUCUCUUUUCAGAUGAUGAAGAUACCUCCAUCGAUGAGUUGGUCCAAGUAUCUGGACCAGCACCGAAGAAAACUGCGCAGGAACUUGGCUUGAUCUUCAGCAGCGAGGAGGAAGAAGAAAUUCGCACAAAAAGCAAGUCGAAUGCACGCAAGAGGAAGAGGGACGAAGACAAGCACGUCUCCGUCAAGCACACUUCAGAGCCACGUCACGCGAACCGUUCCAAAACGUACCAAAAGCAGAGCAAGAUUAAUUUUCGACCAGGCACAUCGCGUGUCUCGACACCAGAUAGCGAGGAAGAGGCAUUUCGCACCAUCAAGCUCGGCGAGAGUGAUCGCUCGCGUGCCCAACACAGCACCAUCAUUGACUUGGAUGAAGCGCCCGAUGAGCCUCGCCAGAGAAAUAAACCACUGACAACCUUGGUAGACGAUGAAGAUAGCGAGGAUGAGCUCAUCACCCCUGCGCGUCGUCGGAGGCGAUACUUGCCACCACCUGACGAGGAGGAAGACCACAAACCGUUCGAAGGCGAAGAUAUGGAUGCCUAUGAAGAUGAAGAAGCUCCUGGUUACGAUAUCGACCAGCGUCAACUCGCCAUCAAGCCUGCCAAUUCCGGCCGGAAUGCUGGCAAGAAGCAAUAUCGUUCAGCAUUAGAGAAGCUAAAGCGACGCAAAGCAGGGCUACCUUCAAGUAGCGAAGCAUCUGAUGCAGAUGACACAAAUGUGCUGGAUGACGAUGUGGAUGAGCGGCAGUCGCUUGGCUCUUUCGAGGUCUCUGGUGAUGAAGAAAUUGAAGUGUACAACCCAAGGACUGGCCUUGAAGAAUUGGAUGGAGAGGUACCAGCCGAGUAUAUGCAGCCAAGGACACCACUCGAGCUCUUCAAAAUUUGCUGUCAGUGGGAGGUCAUUGACUUGAUUUUACCGCAAGGAGGCCUAGAGCCCGAUCGCUACUUCAAGACCGCAAUUAACUGGCUUCGCGAUCGGACAGCAGCAAAGGCAGACAUUGCACUCAGUUCCAUUUGGAAACGCACCUUCAUGCGUGCUCUGCAAAAUGGACCUGAUCUAGCAGCAGUUGAGACGGGCAAUCUUGGGUACUACUGUGACGCCUGUGGUCGCUCCAACCGUAUUGCUACCUAUGUUGUGCGGUUUGAAGGGAGUCGCUACGACCACGUCACGCUCGAAGACUUGGAUGCAGAUGCAGACUCGUCUGAGGAUGACCUGUACGUUGAUGCAGCCCGACUCGAUGAUCCAAUAGAAGAGCGUAAACGUCAGGAACGUGCCUUGAGGCAAGAAUUCAACCUGGGUGUCAACUGCUUUGAGCGGACAGAAGUGGUGCAUGAGCUCUUCCACCUGCGCAAGCAUCUUCGAAUGGACAUUGCCGACAAGUUGAGUGAAUGGGGACACUUUUCAGCCGUCAACAAGUAUGCAAGGAGUAUUAUGACGCACGAACAGCGUAUUGAGCAAGCAAAUGAAAUCACAGAGGCACUCGACAACAAGAAAGUCAUGGCACGAUGGUGGUCGAAAUACAAGGACAUCAUUGAGAGGGGCGAGCAAUUCAUUGUGGAUCCCAAUGUCGGCAAGCGGCGCGGCAAGUAUGUCGUCGGGUAGAUGAAUAUCUAGUGCUUCACAUACUUGAAACAAUCUCAUCUAGCAUAAGAGCAGCGAAGGAUCAGCCUU